Molecule: messenger RNA, 2229 nt
Organism: Aspergillus puulaauensis
Lineage: Eukaryota; Fungi; Ascomycota; Eurotiomycetes; Eurotiales; Aspergillaceae
Product: alpha-galactosidase
Exons: 3
Coding region: 1-2229 (742 amino acids)
Biological process (GO): carbohydrate catabolic process
Molecular function (GO): alpha-galactosidase activity
Source: RefSeq, a predicted model, not a curated record
AUGGUUGCGUUUUCUCCCGUGGCCCUGGGCCUUUUGACGCUUGUCGGCCACUCCACGAUGGCUUCUGCGCAGUCCAAUUCAGCUGUCGUCGCCGACGAUACCAGCUUCGCCCUGAACGGCGACAAUGUCUCCUACCGAUUCCACGUCAACGAGACUACCGGCGAUCUUGUAUCCGACCACUUCGGCGGCAGCGUCGGCGGCGCAAUCCCCUCGCCCAAGGAACCAGCUGUCAACGGCUGGGUCGGUGAAACGGGUCGAACCCGGCGCGAGUUCCCAGACCAGGGCCGUGGUGAUUUCCGCAUUCCUGCUGUUCGCAUUCGGCAGACGGCUGGGUAUGCUGUCAGCGAUCUCCAGUAUAAGUCGCAUGAGGUGGUAGAGGGGAAGAGUGGCCUGCCUGGUCUGCCGGCGACCUUUGGGGAUGCAGGGGAUGUGACGACGUUGGUUGUGCAUCUGUAUGACAAUUAUAGCUCUGUUGCGGCGGAUUUGUCGUACUCGAUCUUUCCCAGGUAUGAUGCUGUGGUGAGGAGUGUCAACGUUACCAAUAAGGGCGAGGGCAAUAUCACUAUCGAGUCGCUGGCCAGUCUGAGCGUCGACUUUAACUAUGAAGAUCUGGAGAUGAUCAGUCUACGAGGCGACUGGGCUAGGGAAGCGAAUCUCCAGAGGAGCAAGAUCGACUAUGGCGUGCAGGGAUUUGGGAGCAACACUGGCUACUCCUCUCACCUGCACAAUCCCUUCCUGGCAAUCGUAGAGCCUUCUACUACCGAAUCCCAAGGCGAAGCAUGGGGCUUCAACCUCAUCUACACCGGCUCCUUCUCCGCUGAAGUCGAAAAAGGAUCCCAAGGCCUGACUCGAGCCCUACUCGGCUUCAACCCUGACCGUCUAUCAUGGACUCUUGGCCCUGACGAAACAUUAACGACCCCCGAAUGCGUCGCAGUCUACUCAAAGAACGGCAUCGGAGGCAUGUCUCGCAAGUUCCACCGUCUCUACCGCAACCACUUGAUCAAGAGCAAGUUCGCAACCUCAGACCGCCCCGUCCUGCUCAACAGCUGGGAAGGCGUCUACUUCGACUACAACCAGAGCACCAUCGAGACUCUCGCCGAGCAAUCCGCUGCUCUAGGAAUCCACCUCUUCGUCAUGGACGACGGCUGGUUCGGCGACAAGUACCCCCGGACUGCAGACAAUGCCGGCCUGGGCGACUGGACACCAAACCCAGAGCGCUUCCCAGACGGUCUCUCCCCGGUGGUUGAAGAUAUCACAAACAUCUCCGUCAAUGGAACCGAAGAUACAAAACUCCGCUUCGGCAUCUGGGUCGAGCCCGAGAUGGUCAAUCCCAACUCCAGCCUAUACCGUGAACACCCGGACUGGGUCCUCCACGCAGGGCCCUACCCUCGCACUGAACGGCGCAAUCAACUCGUCUUAAACGUUGCUUUACCGGAAGUCCAAGACUUCAUCAUCGACUUCAUGACGGACCUACUCAACAGCUCCGACAUCUCAUACAUAAAAUGGGACAACAACCGGGGGGUGCACGAGUCACCAUCCCCAAGUAACGACCACAAAUACAUGCUCGGUCUCUACCGCGUCUUCGACACAUUAACCACCCGCUUCCCCGAUGUGUUGUGGGAAGGAUGCGCCUCAGGCGGCGGACGCUUCGAUCCAGGCGUCCUGCAGUACUUCCCCCAGAUCUGGACAUCCGAUAACACGGACGGAGUCGACCGAGUCACCAUCCAAUUCGGGACAUCACUUGCGUAUCCUCCCUCGGCAAUGGGCGCGCAUCUCUCCGCCGUACCAAACCACCAAACAGGCCGGACUGUUCCUAUGGAGUUCCGCGCGCACGUUGCAAUGAUGGGCGGGUCGUUCGGGCUGGAAUUGGACCCCGGUACACUCCAGAAUAACACCGCCGUGCCGGAGCUGCUGAAGCUGGCGGAGAAGAUUAACCCGAUUAUCCUAACGGGGGAUCUGUAUAGGUUGAGAUCUCCUGAGGAGUCGCAGUGGCCUGCUGCGUUGUUUGUCGCGGAGGAUGGGUCGCAGGCUGUCCUGUUUUAUUUCCAGCUGAGGCCGAAUGUUAACCAUGCGGCGCCGUGGGUGAAACUUCAGGGGCUGGAUGAAGAGGCGCAGUAUAAGGUUGAUGGCGAGGGGACGUUCUCUGGAGCGACGCUGGUGAAUAUGGGGCUGCAGUAUACGUUUGAUACGGAGUAUGGCAGUAAGGUGGUGUUUAUUGAGAGGCAGUAA